Messenger RNA from Vanrija pseudolonga, 449 nucleotides. RefSeq lists its product as uncharacterized. The record is from RefSeq and is a predicted model, not a curated record. The transcript is spliced from 3 exons. NCBI's taxonomy places the organism in Eukaryota, Fungi, Basidiomycota, Tremellomycetes, Trichosporonales, Trichosporonaceae. The coding region runs from base 54 to 419 and encodes 121 amino acids.
CUCAACAGCAACCUUCGACAGACUUCUCCACACCAGUAACAACAGCAGCAACAAUGACCGUCGUCGCGCCCGUCUACGACAAGUCCAACCCCAAGGCGGAGAAGCUCUACCCCUACCACCUGCCCUUCUCGCCCGAGUGGGCCGAGAAGAAGGACAUCUUCGGCUCGUCGACGAUGAUGAUGGCCGGCGGAGGCAUGUUCAUGCGUAACCCGCUCAUCAUCUGGUCGGCAAUGGUGCUCGCUGUCCAGCAGUACGUCACGGCCGAGCCGCUGCGCAAGGGCAAGGACGCGGCGAGCCCCCUGGCGACGAUUGGAAUGGCCCUUUCCGGCGUCUUUGCUCUCACCGUCCCCAAGAUCAUGCUCGCCCCCGAAGCCGCCCACGCUGCGGGCGCCGCCGCCGCGUCGGCGGCGACGUCGUAAAAGGGUUGGAUGCAGUUGUACCUGGGUAGA